This is a messenger RNA of Desarmillaria tabescens, 477 nucleotides long. RefSeq lists its product as uncharacterized. NCBI's taxonomy places the organism in Eukaryota, Fungi, Basidiomycota, Agaricomycetes, Agaricales, Physalacriaceae. The record is from RefSeq and is a predicted model, not a curated record. The transcript has a single exon. The annotation marks the transcript as partial.
AUGGCAGCUCGACAUUUCAAGGCGAAUCGAGGAGUACUUGCUGUUGGGCAUGCUGCAGCACCUCAGUCGAUAUAUCAUAACACGUCACUGUAUCCUUCGAUGUUCCCAUGGUUGUUCCCAUACGGGAAAGGGGGUGUAGGUUCCAGUUCGCUUUCUGACGCCGCUCACAAAAAAUGGCUUUUAAUGUAUCAUGACAAACAUUUUCAGACCGAUGUGGGUUUCCCAUUUGUUGCUUUCAGUCAUGAGCAGGUGAAGACCAGCACUACAGGUGGGUUCCUUUUGGCUGAUAAAGACAAAUUCUUCGAGAUAUCUGAGAGGAUCCAUAGGAUCGACAAUUCCGUUCUGGAAAGCAUAUCUGACCAUAUGUCCAAAGGUCAGACAGUUGUUCCUGCUACAGAUGCAGAGAAGGACUGCUUUAAGUUAUUAAACGAUUUAGACCACAUCGCUUAUAACGUUCGGGGGUCUCUGAUGUCGAAG